Molecule: messenger RNA, 1761 nt
Organism: Jaminaea rosea
Lineage: Eukaryota; Fungi; Basidiomycota; Exobasidiomycetes; Microstromatales
Product: alpha/beta-hydrolase
Exons: 5
Biological process (GO): lipid metabolic process
Source: RefSeq, a predicted model, not a curated record
ACAGUCCUACCUACACACAUUGCAGAGGCCAUCACUGGACUCAGCAUAGUAGCUCGCGUCUCGCUACGAGCUACGGCCUUCUUCCUGGAGGUCAUCCUCGAGGCUACCAAGUUCGGCACAGGAAUCGGCAUGGGCCUCACGCGACGAGCACUCAUCGGCGCCAUUGGCGCAGCCAGGACCAUGCAUGCACUUACGCCUGGCUCGGACGACGACAAGCUCCUCGGCCCAGCCGAUGGACUCAACUCUGCCCUCCUCUCCAUUCUGGACCGCUACACGGCUGCGGGCAUCUACGUCGUUCACCACACCCUCACAAUGACAGAACUCAUGGCCAUGUCUGGGCUCUGCCUCGUCCAAGAUAGUAUCAAGACGGGCGUGGCCGUAGCAGAAGAGAGUGUCCGGCUGAUAGACGGCGUCUUCGGCAGCAACGAGACGUCCCGCGCUCUUUCCAAAUUCAUCGAGCUCGUGAAACGCGAGAGUGAUCGUGGAGACGGAGGGGGCGUGGCAAUCAAUACAGUCAAGACAUUUGCCGCCAUCACUCGGGCCUUGACAACAUUCGCUGUUGUGCGGGCGGCGACGCAUCGGAGGACGGCAAAGCAGCACAAGAUGAAAGUCAUCUACGACUACCCUUCUGCCACCACCGCCACUCCGCAAGCAGAGGCAUCCUGCUCUUUCCCUCGCCGUCCCCUGAUUCACAACCUACACCGAUUUGGUCGGUUCGCCUCAGCCUGUUAUGGAGUCCACUUUCUCAACAUUCUUGGCCUCUCCCGCCCUUCCGAGCCCUACAUGUUCCGCAACACGCCCAACACGCACGCCAAUGUCUGGGCCUUUGCGCAUCACGUCGGCGUCCAUGUGCACGACGUAGCUCUUUCGAGCUACUGCGCGGACGCGGUUGGUGAGCAGGCUUUCUUCCACUCGCACCGCUUGACGCCGAUUGUCAACUUUGUGGUCGUGGAUCAUGAGAGCGAAGCGGUCGUACUUGCUUGCAGGGGAACACUGGGUUUGUCCGACGUGCUAGUAGACCUCACAUGCGACUACGAGCAGGUGACGUGCGAAGCUGGGGAGGGCUACGUGCAUGGCGGCAUUUGGGAGUCGUCAAGGCGCCUGGCGACGAACAAGGGGACGCUCAAGACUACUCUCAGGGAGUGCCUGGAGCGUAACCCUACCUACGGCCUUGUGACGGUCGGACACAGUUUGGGCGGUGGUGUUGCCGCUUUGCUCGCGAUGCAGUGGGCCACACCGUCGGAGACAACGGCCUUUGUCACCUCCGUCUCCUCGGGCCUCCCCGCCGGUCGCCCCAUCCACUCCUUUACGUACGGACCUGCUGCCGUAACGGAUGCGGACCUCUCUGCCUCGCUACGUGGUCUCGUCACAUCCAUGGUCCACGGCAACGACGUAGUCCCCUGCUUCUCCCUCGGACUGGUGCGCGAUAUGCGGGACAUCGGUGUUGUGCUAGAACAGGCCACAGGAGAAGGGGCAACGGAGAUCCUCGGGAGGACCAUCGGGCUCUACCAAAGGAGAAGGAAGGCCGAGGACAUCGCUGCUGACGAUGACGAGACUUCCGACUGGCUCUGGUCCCUCAUCAAGACGAUGCGCGCCCAUGCCUCGAACGACAAGCUUUAUCCUCCGGGCGAGGUGUAUGUGGCAGAGACCACGACGGCACAUCGCGUCAUCCUCCGCAGCUGCCCUAAGGUGCAGGAGCGCUUCUCUGAGCCGAUCUUCUCGCGCAGUCUGUUUAGGGAUCAUUCGCCGAGCAAUUACGAG